AUUGCAUUUACAGCCAGUUCACUCAAUACAACUUCUCAGCAUGGCUGAAGAAACAUCCUCCCUCACCUCUUUUGGUCAGGCUCGCUCGACUGUCAAGGACCAGCCCUUGACAGUGGAGGAGCUCAAGAAGAUCGAUGCCUACAUGCGGGCCUCCCUUUACCUCUGUCUUGGUAUGCUCUAUCUCCGUCAAAAUCCACUUCUCAAGGAGCCUCUCAAGAAGGAACAUCUCAAGGCUCGUCUUUUGGGUCACUGGGGUUCCGACGCUGGUCAGAUUUUCACCUACAUCCACAUGAACCGUCUCAUUAAGAAGUAUGAUUUGGAUGCUCUUUUCGUUUCUGGUCCUGGUCACGGUGCCCCCGCUGUCCUCUCUCAGUCCUAUCUCGAAGGUGUCUACACUGAAGUCUACCCUAACAUAACCGAAGAUGUCGAAGGCAUGCGACGCUUCUUCAAGCAAUUCUCAUUCCCCGGCGGGGUUGGUUCUCACGCUACUCCCGAGACUCCUGGAUCUCUUCACGAAGGUGGUGAACUCGGUUACUCCAUUUCCCACGCCUUUGGUACGGUCUUUGACAAUCCCAACCUCAUUACUCUUACUAUGGUCGGUGAUGGUGAAAGUGAGACUGGCCCUCUGGCUGCUUCUUGGCACAGUACUAAGUUUUUGAAUCCUAUCACCGAUGGCGCUGUUUUGCCUGUCUUACAUCUCAACGGUUAUAAGAUCAACAACCCCACCGUCCUUGCUCGUAUCUCCCACGAAGAGAUUGAAGCUCUCUUUAUCGGCUAUGGCUGGAAGCCCUACUUUGUCGAAGGCUCUGACCUUACCUCUAUGCACCAAGCUAUGGCUGCUACUCUCGAAAAGGCUGUCCUUGAGAUCAAGGCCUACCAGAAGCAAGCUCGAGACUCUGGCAAGGCUUUCCGUCCUCGUUGGCCUAUGAUAAUUCUCCGAUCCCCCAAGGGUUGGACUGCUCCUCGAAACGUCUCUGGCCACCACCUCGAAGGCUAUUGGCGUGCCCACCAGAUCCCCCUUGCCGACGUUGCUUCCAAUUCUGAACACCUCAAGCUCCUCGAGGACUGGAUGCGAUCUUACAAGCCCGAAGAGCUCUUCACUGAGGAUGGUAAACUUAUCCCUGAGCUCAAGGCUCUUCCUCCUGCAGGUCAAGCCCGUAUGUCUGCCAAUCCUGUGUCUAACGGCGGUUUGGUCCGCAAGGCAUUGAAUCUUCCCGACUUCAAGGACUACGCCAUCAAGGACAUCGCUCCUGGUGUGACUCUUGCCCCCAGCAUGUCAAACAUGGCGCUCUUUGUUAGGGACGUGAUCAAGAAGAACCAGACCAACUUCCGUCUAUUCGGCCCUGAUGAGACUGAGUCCAACAAACUCGCAGCUGUGUAUGAGGCAGGCAAGAAGGUUUGGAUGGGCGAGUACUUGCCCGAGGACACUGAUGGUGGUAACCUCGCUCACGCGGGUCGGGUGAUGGAGAUCUUGUCUGAGCACACAGUUGAAGGAUGGCUUGAGGGUUAUGUCUUAUCUGGUCGACAUGGUCUUCUGAAUUCCUACGAGCCCUUCAUCCACAUCAUCGACUCUAUGGUUAACCAACACUGCAAGUGGAUCGAAAAGUGUCUCGAAGUCGAAUGGCGUGUCAAAGUCUCCUCCCUUAACAUUCUUCUUACCGCCACGGUCUGGCGUCAGGACCAUAACGGUUUUACUCACCAAGACCCCGGUUUCCUCGACGUCGUCGCCAAUAAGUCCCCCGAGGUCGUCCGCAUCUAUCUCCCUCCCGACGGUAACUGUCUUCUCUCUGUCAUGAAUCACUGCUUCGACAGCAAAAACUAUGUCAACGUUGUCGUUGCCGACAAACAGGAUCACUUGCAGUAUCUCGACAUGGAGGCUGCUGUUGCGCACUGUACCAAGGGUCUUGGUAUUUGGGAAUGGGCGUGUGUGGGUGACCCCAACGAGAACCCUGACCUCGUUAUGGCUUGUUGCGGUGAUGUCCCUACUAUGGAGUCUCUUGCUGCCACUGCUCUCCUGAAAGAGUACCUCCCAGAGCUCAAGAUUCGUUUUGUUAACGUCGUUGACCUCUUCAAGCUUAUCUCUCACGUGGACCAUCCUCACGGUCUUACUGAUCGUCAGUGGGUCUCUUACUUCACCGAAGACACUCCAAUCAUCUUCAACUUCCACUCUUACCCCUGGCUCAUCCACCGACUCACUUAUAAGCGCCCUGGUUCUCAGAACAUCCACGUCCGAGGUUACAAGGAGAAAGGUAACAUCGACACUCCUCUCGAGCUCGCUAUUCGUAAUGAGACCGACCGAUACAGUCUCGCGAUGGACGCUAUUGAUCGUCUGCCCCACCUCAAAAACAAGGGUUCUAUGGCGAGGGAGAAGCUGUAUGAUGCCCAGAUUAAGGCGAGGGACUGGGCCUUUGAGCAUGGUAUUGACCCGGAGGACGUCAGGAAGUGGAAGUGGCCUUAUGGUCCCAAGACUGAGGGUAUUGCGAGCAAGCUUGGGUUCGGAGGAGAGAACAAGCAACAGGUUGCAUCCGUUGGUACUAGCGAAUAAGGGUUGAUCGCAGUCAAAAGUGUAAUGUCGUAAGAAGGAAGUGUAUUGUACAAACGAAAAAAGAAAAUGAAUUGUCUGUUGGUUCUUGUUCUUAGUUUGAGUGGCCUCCGGGAUACUUUAUAAUGUUUCGCCUUCGGCACUGGUGAAUUACCAGCGAAAUGUUUUUCAUAUCUUUUGCAUAUUUCCAAUAACUCUGGAGAUUUUCACUCAUUCCCA
Messenger RNA from Cryptococcus deneoformans JEC21, 2761 nucleotides. Its product is annotated as phosphoketolase, putative. Gene Ontology annotation, biological process: carbohydrate metabolic process. The coding region runs from base 41 to 2545 and encodes 834 amino acids. Gene Ontology annotation, molecular function: aldehyde-lyase activity. The record is from RefSeq and is a predicted model, not a curated record. Lineage: Eukaryota; Fungi; Basidiomycota; Tremellomycetes; Tremellales; Cryptococcaceae. The transcript is spliced from 5 exons.